ACUAUUAUCAACGGGAGUGCUAUGUGUUCGGCAAGGCUGGCUACAAAAAAACUGGUUUCCCAUACGGAUUCCCAAGUUGAACGUAACACCCUUGACCGUUCAUUAAAGCUGUUGUGUAUGUAUUGCUUGAUGAUGUGUUUACGCGAGAAAUAGGAUGGAAACAAAUCCACUCACAGGCGCGAUAAAGCGAUUCUAGUGUUACUGUUUGUAUGUUUUCCUGCGUCCAACGCUACUAAUGUAGUCUAGAUGUCACGGGUAGUGGGGUAUGGCCGUAUAUUCGCCAAAGAUCAUCACAUUUCCACUUGACCCGUGAAGUUUUAGCGCGAUUAGAAUGUAGCACAGCCAGCGCCAUAACGGUUUGAUUGCAAAUAAGUAAGUUAUGAGGUACAAAUUUCCUUCCUUCGCAUGAACGUUUGUCGUUGGCGUUUCCUUCUUACGAGCGGUACGAAGCUGUCUGUCUGCUCUGCGGGCAGACUAGGUAAGGUCAAGAACCACUAAGUUCGCAGUAGAUGUAAUGGAUCCAGCAACUCACAAAUGCGUCGUGUGUCAAACCGGAACUACUGGUUGCCAUUGGUGAUUUCUUCCGCAUCUUCUUCUGCAUCUUCUUAACAUCCUUUACUGCAACUACUGCGAAACAGAGAGACCGAGCGAGAUAGAUUAAAGGUAGCAGGAGAGAAGAAGAUCAAGAUCUUCUCGCUAUUUGUGUGAUAAACAAACAAAUACACCUACACCGGAACAACCGUGCGUACAAAUGAAUAGGUAGUUGGUUGGCCGCGUGUGUGCUUCGUUUCCGUUUGUUGUGCCGACACGCCACAGUACAGCGUUGGCCGUUUGCGUCGAAGAAGCUUUUCGACCUGUUUGGUGUUUUUGCCGUGUAGUGGCAGAAGAAACGUCGUCGUCACCAGCCGAUUGAUCGAAAAUCGAUCAAGAUCUACACACGCACACACGCAUAUUGUUUAAAAUAUCAUCAAUCGGCGGUGUUUCUGUGUGUGUGUAAGAGAUUGAUUGUUUACAUCGAUUGGAAGAUCUAUACGACUCGCGGCCCGCCAGCUGUGCGGUUGCGGUCUUGCGCUUAACAGUUGUGUAGAAGGCGAAGGCGGGGGAGAAGUGGUAGUGGAGCAACCUGAACUGUCAAUCUUUUGGGGCGGGCCCUGCGUGACAGUUCGGUUUGAUUGACUAAAUAUGAGCGCCUCCAUUCGUUGGCACCGGCCCCAGGUGCCUGUUGGUGAUCUACUGACACUGGCACUGGUGGGGAUCCUGUGCGGUCAUGUCCUGUUGCUGGCCGCUGACCAGAUUGUGCUGGAAGAUGACUCGAUGCUGUACGAGGGUGAUAUGUGUGAGAUGAAGAACGGCACGGUCGGUAUGUGCCGGCCGGCGAACCAGUGCGAAUGGCUGCUGGAGAAAUCGGUGCCAUUGCGAGAGUUGGUUACCUGCUCGUUCAACAUGUCCCUGCCGAUUGUGUGCUGUCCGGUGCGGGUCGAGACGCGGCUCACAAGUGCACCGGUGAAGCGCAUCAGCGUGGCACAGUGCGAACAGUUCCCCAACGCGACCGGACUCGCCGACCAUAUCUUCAAGGGCGUCAUAGCCCAAUUUGGCGAGUUCCCGUACAUGGCAGCACUUGGCUACGGUAACCCGAACGGAUCGGAUGCGAGCUCACCCUCACUGUUCCAGUGUGGCGCCAGCCUCAUCUCGCCACGGUUUCUGCUAACGGCCGCACACUGUCUGCGGGAAAGUCCCGUGUUUGCCCGGCUCGGUGUACUCGAGCUUCAGCCGGCGCGCAUCGUCGACGAACCGCUGGACAUUGCGAUCCGGACGGCGAUAACCCAUCCGGACUACCAUUCCGUCACGUACCAGAACGAUAUUGCGCUGCUGGAACUAGCGGAACCGGUGACCGGCGACUGGCCGUUUGUUGAGCCGAUCUGUCUGUACGUGAACGCGAGCGGUGGUCCGCCCGGUCCCGAGCAUACUCUUUCGGUGCAAGGCUGGGGUACGAUGCAACCGGGCGACACCGAACCAGCGAAACGUCUGAUGACAGCGAACGUCAGCAUUAUCGAGCGGGACAUAUGCACGAACAGUAUGCCGCGCACUCGGCGCAAUCCAACCGGAAUCCAUCCAGGGCAAAUGUGUGCCCUUGGACGUAACGAACGCAACGAAACGAUCGGCGACACCUGCCCGGGCGACUCUGGUGGACCGCUGGAACUGAACGUGGAUGGGCGCCAUUACCUUGUUGGUGUUACUUCGAGCGGAUAUUCUUGUGGUUCGCCAAUCCCGGGCAUCUACACUGAGGUGGCACGCUAUCUCGACUGGAUCGAAUCGAUUGUGUGGCCAGGUAAGUAAGGGACCCCUUCAGAGAUCACAAAUAUUUUCACCGGAGUGGGAUUGGACUUUCGAUACGUGGUAUAGCUGUAAUGUAAUCAACAAUAAAGGAACUUUAUGUGAAACUUUA
Molecule: messenger RNA, 2446 nt
Organism: Anopheles funestus (African malaria mosquito)
Lineage: Eukaryota; Metazoa; Arthropoda; Insecta; Diptera; Culicidae
Product: serine protease persephone-like
Exons: 3
Coding region: 1183-2337 (384 amino acids)
Biological process (GO): proteolysis
Molecular function (GO): serine-type endopeptidase activity
Source: RefSeq, a predicted model, not a curated record